This is a messenger RNA of Laccaria bicolor S238N-H82, 663 nucleotides long. RefSeq lists its product as uncharacterized. The coding region runs from base 1 to 663 and encodes 220 amino acids. Lineage: Eukaryota; Fungi; Basidiomycota; Agaricomycetes; Agaricales; Hydnangiaceae. The record is from RefSeq and is a predicted model, not a curated record. The transcript is spliced from 7 exons.
AUGACAACACCAGCAGGGCUGCUCACGGCCCAGCCUUUUUUUCAACUUUUUUUGGCCUUUUUCCGCUUAUGGCCGAUGGAUGUGUUCAAUCCGGAUCAGUUCCCUCACUUCCUCGACGACCGCGUUCGCAAGUACAUCACGCCGAACCCCUUCAUAUUCCUCCCUUUCAACGCCAGCUCACGGACGCUUGGGGCAACAGACCUACUAGUAGACUACCCUGCUACUACCUACACCCAGCCUAAUGCUGAAAUCGGAGGUUUACAAAUCCCGUGGUUCGGGUAUUUCUUCAACACUUCUUGGAUCCGUCCUUUCCUCUGGGUACCAGCAGAAUUGACAUCCUUGAUGGGCGGUUUCUUUCUCCUGAAACGCCACGCCGCCUCAAGCCCUAUCUUCGACGCCUUGUUCAAGGGCCUCGUAUUUCUGGGAGCUGGGUCUAAAUCCGAAGAAAAAAUGGCACUAACCUUCAUUAAGUUUUUUGAUAUUUAUGGAAGGAAGUUUGGUGGUCAUUUCAUGAAUCUUGCUCGUCGCGUACUGGGCCUUGAACAUAUCUUGCUUGAUUGCGCUGGAAGCCUCUGUCAUGUUCUGUGUUUGGGAAUUGAACCCGAGGAUGAUAUAGACUUAGAAUCCCAGGCACAUGCCGAUAGCGUACCAUCGUAUGAUUAA